GCUGGGGGGGGCUGUUCCCGGUGCACGCCCGCGGCCCCGCCGGGGUGCCCUGCGGGCCGGUCAAGAAGGAGAAGGGCAUCCACCGGCUGGAGGCCAUGCUGUACGCGCUGGACCGCGUCAACGGCGACCCGCGCGUGCUGCCCAACCUGACGCUGGGCGCCCGCAUCCUGGACACCUGCUCCAGGGACACCUACGCCCUGGAGCAGGCGCUGAGCUUCGUGCGCAGCCUCCUGCCCCCCGAGGGGGGCGAGGGCAGCUGCCCCGACGGGUCGGCCCCGCGCCGGCCCCCGCCCGAGCGCCUGGUCGGGGUCAUUGGGGCGUCCGCCAGCUCCGUGUCCAUCAUGGUGGCCAACGUGCUGCGGCUGUUCGCGAUCCCCCAGAUCAGCUACGCCUCCACGGCCCCCGAGCUGUCGGACCCCGGGCGUUACGAGUUCUUCUCGCGGGUGGUGCCGCCGGACUCGUACCAGGCGCAGGCCAUGGUGGCCGUGGUGCGGGCGCUGGGCUGGAGCUACGUCAGCACGCUGGCCUCCGAGGGCAACUACGGCGAGAGCGGCGUCGAGGCCUUCGUGCAGAGCUCCCGCGAGGCCGGGGGCCUGUGCAUUGCUCAGUCUAUCAAGAUCCCGCGGGAGCCGAAGCCAGGGGAGUUUGCCAAGGUCAUCGGGCGCCUGAUGGAGACGUCAACCGCGCGCGGGGUCGUGCUCUUCGCCAACGAGGACGACAUCCGGCGGGUGCUGGAGGCCGCCACGCUGGCCAACCUCUCGGGCCACUUCUCGUGGGUGGGCUCGGACAGCUGGGGGGCCAAGAUGGCGCCGGUGCAGGGCCUGGAGGAGGCGGCACACGGGGCCAUCACCAUCCUGCCCAAACGGGCCUCGGUGCCCGGCUUUGACGAGUACUUCACGUCGCGCUCGCUGGAGAACAACCGCCGCAACCUCUGGUUCCACGAGUUCUGGGAGGAUGACUUCAACUGCCGCCUGCCCCACGGCACCGCGCCCCACGGGGACGCCGCGGGGGCACCCGGAGCGCCCGUGCGCAAGUGCACAGGGCGGGAGCGCAUCGGGCGGGACUCGCCCUACGAGCAGGAGGGGAAGGUGCAGUUUGUCAUCGACGCCGUGCUGGCCAUGGCCCACGGGCUGCACUCGCUGCUGGGCGAGGCCUGCCCGGGCGGGGGGCUCUGUGCCCACAUGGACCCCCCCGACGGGCGCCGCCUGCUCACCCACAUCCGCAGGGUGGCCUUCAAUGGCAGCGCGGGGACACCGGUGUCCUUCAACGAGAACGGGGACGCCCCCGGGCGCUACGACAUCUUCCAGUUCCAGGGGGGCAACGGCACCGGGGCCUACCGGGCUGUGGGGCAGUGGGUGCAGGGGCUGCACCUGCAGGAGGACGCCAUGGCCUGGGGCUCCAACUCGUCGUCGCCGCCGCCCUCGGUGUGCAGCCUGCCGUGCGGCCCCGGCGAGCGCAAGAAGCCGGUGAAGGGAGUUCCGUGCUGCUGGCACUGUGAGCUCUGCGGGGGCUACCAGUACCGGGCCGACCUGCUCACCUGCCUGCCCUGUGCCCCUCACCUGCGCCCCACGCCCAACCGCACCGCCUGCCGCCCCACACCUGUGCUGCGCCUGCGCUGGGGCGACCCCUGCGCCGCCGUCCCGCUGGCCCUGGCCACGCUGGGGCUGAUGGCCACCGCCUUCGUGCUGGCCACCUUCGUGCGGCACCACGAGACGCCGAUCGUCAAAGCGUCGGGGCGCGAGCUGAGCUACGUCCUGCUGGCCGGCAUCGCCCUGGUCUACGCCAUCACCUUCCUCAUGGUGGCCGAGCCCGGCGUGGGGGUCUGCGCCCUGCGGCGACUCUUCCUGGGCAUGGGCAUGAGCCUGACCUACGCCGCGCUGCUGACCAAGACCAACCGCAUCUACCGCAUCUUCGAGCAGGGGAAGCGCUCGGUGACGCCGCCGCGCUUCAUCAGCCCCACCUCGCAGCUGGUCAUCACCUUCACGCUCAGCGGGCUGCAGCUGGUGGCCGCGGCCACCUGGCUGCUGGUCCGGCCACCCCACGCCCUCAUCGACUACGAGAUGGGCCGGACCCCCGACCCAGAGGCGGCGCGGGGGGUCCUGCGCUGCGACAUGGCCGAGGGGGCCACGCUGGCCUGCCUGGCCUAUGCCCUGCUGCUGAUGCUCACCUGCACCGUGUACGCCGUCAAAGCGCGCGGCGUCCCCGAGACCUUCAACGAGGCCAAGCCCAUCGGCUUCGCCAUGUACACCACCUGCGUGGUGUGGCUCGCCUUCGGGCCCAUCUUCUUCGGAGCCGCCCAGUCGGCAGAGAGGGUGCACGUGCAGACGGCCACGCUGACGGUGUCCAUGUCGCUGUCGGCCUCGGUGCCGCUGGGGCUCCUCUACGCCCCCAAGGUCUACGUGAUCCUGCUGCACCCCGAGCGCAACCAGCCCAAGCGGCGCGGUGCUGACCCCCCCCCGUAGGGACCCCCAGAUUGGGGGACCCCCGGCACCCCAAAACCCCCGACCCCUAGAGCCCCCUCCCCACAAAUAAAACU
Messenger RNA from Vidua macroura (Pin-tailed whydah), 2536 nucleotides. RefSeq names its product metabotropic glutamate receptor 6-like. The transcript has 10 exons. Gene Ontology annotation, cellular component: membrane. Gene Ontology annotation, molecular function: adenylate cyclase inhibiting G protein-coupled glutamate receptor activity. Gene Ontology annotation, biological process: G protein-coupled glutamate receptor signaling pathway; regulation of synaptic transmission, glutamatergic. Bases 96 to 2462 code for a protein of 788 amino acids. Lineage: Eukaryota; Metazoa; Chordata; Aves; Passeriformes; Viduidae. The record is from RefSeq and is a predicted model, not a curated record.